UGGCAAUGUUUAUGGUUUUUUCUUAAAGAAGUUUUUUCAAUAAAGAAGUGACCCAGAAAAAUGAGCGAAUCGGUUGCAGAAACUGCAGAUGCAGCGGAAAAUGAAGAGCAGGCCGACGACUCGAUGGAAAAGCUGGAGUUCGACGAGGAAGACGAGAAGAUGGUCUCCGCCGAAGAUUUACUGGGUGGCAAGAGUUUGAUGAUGUCGGACGACAGUGAAAAUGAAGAUUUAUCCACGCUGAAGCCCCGGAAGAUCUCACCCAAGGCCAGGCGCCAAAGGAUGAUAAACAGUGAUCAAGAGGAUCAAGAGGAGGAUGCAGUGGAGGCGGGGAAUCUAGAUCAAAAGCAGGAGGAGCACAUUUCCCCCAAAAACAAGGGACAAAGGCUGCUGGACAGCGAUGAAGAGGAGGAGGAGGUGUUCACCAAGUCCAAGAAGAAGAAAUCCGCCGUCAUAAGCUCGGAUAGUGAAGAGGAGCAACCGGUGGCCAAGGAGAAACCCGUCAAGAAAGGCAAGAAAAAGACAUCCCAGGUGGAUGAGGAAAGGGAGGAUCAGGAGCAGGAGAAACCUGCCAAGACAGAGAAGAAAAAGAGGGUAACCAAGAACAAGAAGAAGCUUCAGGAGAACCAGCAGGAGGACGACCAGGAGCAACCUCCUAAGAAGGAGAAGUCAAAAAAGUCUGAGAAGAAUAAAAAGCAAAUGGCCAAACUAAGCGAGUCCCAAGUGGACAAGGAGGAGGGCUCCCAAAUGGAUCAGGAAGGAGAUCAGGAGCAAGAAAAGCCCGUCAAGACACAAAAACCCAAGAAGCUGACCAAGAAGAAGAAGCAACAAGAGGACACUAAGGAGGAAGAAACAAAUCUGGAGCAGAAGAAGCUUCCCCAAAAAUCAAAGGCAAAGAAGUUAGCCAAAGCUAAGAAGGAAUCCCAAAUGGACAAAGAGGAAAGCCCCCAAAUGGAAAUGGAUGAGGAGUCCAAAAUGGACCAAGAAGAAGAUCAGGAGCAGGAGAAUCCACCCAUAAAACAAAAGCCUAAGAAGAAGACCAAGAAAAAUAAUCAAAAAGUGGACAGUGAGGAGGAGUCACAGUUGGAAACUGAUCAGAAAGAUCUUGAGCACGACAAACCUUCCGAAAAAAUCAAAAUAUAUAAGUUAGAUACAAUUGACGAUGAGGAUAGGGAAGAAACAGAUCAGCCUAAAAAGGUGGCCAAGAAAAAUAAACAAACAAUAGAAAGCGAUGAGGAGUCAGAAGAGAACAAAGAUGAGGAAAUGCAGGAUCAGGAUGUUAAGAAAAUGGACAGCGAGAAUGAGCCACAAAACAACAGCGAUGACGAUGAGGAUGUCCAGGAACCUCCCAAAAAAGCAAAGAAGAAUAAACAACGAAUGAACAGUGACAGCGAAGAAGAGAUCCAGAAGAAUCAAAGCGAAGAAGCGCCCAGUUCACCCAAAAACAAACUCAAAGGCUUGGUGGACUCUGAGUCCGAGCCGGAAGAGUCCACUGGGGAAAUAAGUCCAGCCAAGAAUAAACUCAAGGGCUUGGUGGACUCCGAAUCCGAAGCAGAGCUUAGCAAUCCAGAGGAAUCUCUAGGGGAACAGGAAGCACCCACUGAAGUUACGAAAGGAAAACCCAAGAAACCCAAAGUUGUGCGCGAAUCGGCUAAGAAAGCACUGGAGGGUAUGCAGGCCAUCCAAAGUGAGCAACAACGUCUGCAUCGGGAGGCUCACAUCAAUGUGCCCUAUCAUCAGCCGAAACCAAGGACUCUGAAGGAAUUCCUCAGUCGACGAACAAUCAACGCUCCUUUGGCCACCGCGCUGGCUGGAGGAAGUCCCAUGCCCAUCAAACAGCCCAGAAAGCCAGUAGGACUUCGAAUGACCCGAGAGGAGUUGGAAGCUUAUGCAAAACUGAUGGAGGACCGCGCCAAAGAGGCCACCGAGUUCUUUAAGUCCGAAUCCGAGCCAGAGGAUCAGGAGGAUUCAGACAACGAAGAGCCUAUGGAGCUAAAAGACAAUCCAGGUGUCUUGGAUGAGGUGCUGGAUAAUCCAAAAACGCCAGAAAAACCGAAAGAGCAUAUAGACGAACUGACCAGCGAAGCAAUGGAAAAUCCCGACAUCCAGGAAGCAAUUGUGGAAGAUCCCAUCAUUGAAGAAGAACCCAUUGCAUCGACCUCUGCAGCAGCUGCUCUCAGAUUCACAGAUAACUUCGAAGUCCAGCCGGAGAGCGAGGCGAAAUCUCCCAGCAAAGUUUGUCUGGUUACAGAAGUGGUGGAACUGCCUAGGCUGGACUUGAGCACCAUCAACAUAACACCGCCCUCUAAGCCAGCCACGCCAAAGAUCAGCGAAGCCAUUCGGCGGCUGAAGAUCGAGAAGAGCUCGGAUGUGAGUCCUUCGCUAAAGGGUGAUGCCAACAUGGUUAUUGACCUGGAAACGGGGGAUAUGUUCACCAAGAAACCAACUGGAGUGGAUGAUUUGCUGAAACGUCUGAUGAAAACGCGGGAAGCCAAAAAACACAAAACCACUGAGACUGUCAACAUUCUUACCACUGAGCAUGGAAAACUGGAGAUGUCCAAGGUGAGCAUUCACCUGCACGAAGAGGAGAUCAAUAAGGAUCCCAAGCCCGGAGCAGGCUACAUAAAAAUGCAGGAACAGCUUAAAUCUUUAAUCACUAAGAAACGCAUGGAGGACCUGCGAAAGAAGCAGGCCGAAGAGCAGGAGAAAAUGGCUGAAGAUGAGGAGGAGGUAAUGGAUGUGGAUGAGGAGUACGAACCGGAAGAUAAACCUGGCUACGCAGAAGUUACCAUAAACGAAGAUGAGGAGAUUGUUGAGGAAACUGAGGGCACUGCCGAGGAGGAUGAGGAGGUAGAAGAAACUGAGGCAGACGAAAAAGCUGAAAACGAUCCAGUUGAAGACCUUGAGGAAGAGGAUAACAGCAGUGAGAGUGAACAGGAAAGCGAGCCCGAGCCAGAGCCUGAAACGCAAACUGGCAGGAAAAAAAACCGGAUUAUUAAAGCCUUCGAGGACGACAACUCCGAUGAAGAUGAUCUCGACCUGCUGCAAACUCCCAAGCCAAGCAAUGUUGCUCCCAUAACGGCGACCCAAUUGCAAUUAUCCGCCCAUAAGCUUUUCGAUGCGGAGACCCGGCGCACGGCCAGCGACGAGGAGAACGAGCUGCUCGACCUGUGCUCCGGCCAGUUUCCACAAUCUCAAAUGCUUUCCUCCGCCGCACCCUCUGUGGACCCAGCUGUCAUCAGUCAGAUUCCCAUGACACAGUUUGGAGGCAGCAGCCAGGCACCCGAUGAACUGGAAGGUCUGUGCUCGGGCACUUUUGCCACCCAGCUUCCAUCGGAAAUACCCACUCAGCAGCCAGAGGAGCAGGAAGAAUCCCAUGAGCCACCAGUGGUGGCCAACAGAAUUCUGUCCAGCGACGAGGAGGAGGCCAAGGAGGACGCCACUGAAGCCGAUAAGCCACGCAACAAAAAACUCACCAAGAAGAGGCCGAAGAAGAAGGCCAAACUAGGAUUCUCCGAUGAUGAAGAAAGCGAUGGUGAUGUCGAGGAGUUUGAGGAGUUCGAGGAAGAAUGCGAUGAAGAACCAGUCGAGGAAAUACCAGAAACCUUUGUGGACUACGACUCCGAGGAGAAUGAAAUUGUAGUGGAGAUGACCAAAAAAGAUCGCAAAGUACGAGCCGCCAACUUUGUGGACAAAGAAGCUGAGCUAUCUGAAUCCGAAUGGGGAUCUGCUGACGAGGACGAGAAGAACAUGGAUAACUAUGAUAUAGAGUUGGGCGACGAAGAUCAGUUCGAUCGCGAUAAGCUGCGGAACGAACUGGGACAGAUUCAUGCUCGUAAAAUGAUGGACCAGGAUAUUCGGGAGGUGCGCAAAAUCAAGGAAAUGCUCUUCGAAGAGGAAGAAGAGGGAGCAAGUCGACAGCGCCAGUUCCGUUGGAAGAACGUGGAGAAUGGUUUCAGUCUAGAUGACCGUCGUCCGGAGAAUGGUGAAGGAAACGAGGGCAGUGGCGAUGAGGAGAACGAGCAUCUGUGGAGAAAAAUUCGUUAUGAACGCGAGCAGCUACUGUUAGAAAAGGGCCUGAAAACGGAGGCAGCCUCUCCACUCUCCACAUCCGUGAUAAAUACCAGUACCCCUGGUAAUUCCAUUCGCCGACUGAACAUAAUCUCCUCCAAAAAGACAACUGUGGAGGUGAAGAAGAGUUCCCCAUUCCUGAUCUCAAAAACAGUUGCUGGCAAGCAGCAGAAGAGUGCAGUUCGAGGGUCUUUCCUGGUUCGGGAUCAGCAGACGCUUACCAAACUGGCAGGCCUUACCAAGGGAACCUCCGGCGAUAUCGACGGAGCGGAGGGCACUAUUUCCGUAAAGACUGCGAAGGCCAAAAACUUUGUGUUCGCCACGCUAACGGAAGAGGAGCAUGAGAAUCGCAAACGAAAAGCAGCCGAUUUACUCAACAGCAGCACUGAAACGGGAGUGAACUUCAUGAAGAAACCACGAUUGGAACCUCGGAGGGAGAAGUGCCUUAUAGAUCAGCUUCUUUAGACUAAGAUCUUUUAAUUUUAGACACCCCUGAAAUGUACAUUUUGCUAUAUAGUCUAGUAAGAUAGUUAUUAGGAGUGAAUAAACCAUAAAUUUAAUU
Messenger RNA from Drosophila subpulchrella, 4630 nucleotides. RefSeq names its product claspin. The transcript has 7 exons. Gene Ontology annotation, molecular function: anaphase-promoting complex binding. Gene Ontology annotation, biological process: mitotic DNA replication checkpoint signaling; activation of protein kinase activity; mitotic G2 DNA damage checkpoint signaling. Bases 61 to 4533 code for a protein of 1490 amino acids. Lineage: Eukaryota; Metazoa; Arthropoda; Insecta; Diptera; Drosophilidae. The record is from RefSeq and is a predicted model, not a curated record.